This is a messenger RNA of Mesocricetus auratus (golden hamster), 2317 nucleotides long. RefSeq names its product serum amyloid A like 1 (gene Saal1). Lineage: Eukaryota; Metazoa; Chordata; Mammalia; Rodentia; Cricetidae. Bases 849 to 2273 code for a protein of 474 amino acids. The record is from RefSeq and is a predicted model, not a curated record. The transcript is spliced from 12 exons.
UACAGGUUUAAUUGUUGUAUAAGGUUUUGUUAUUCUCGAUAAUGAGCAUACGUCAUUUAUAGAUUAAUCGCCUCCCCCAUUUGAAAAGAUACCAGACAGGGCACCGUUGAGAAGCGGACUGCCUGAAGUUUAUGACAAUCCCCUUCCUCGGCUUCUCAGGUGCUAAGGUGACAGGUGUGGCCACCACGUCCAACUGAGGCUUUUACACCUCAUCUGUCUAUGUAGAGUAUAAAUAGUGAUCUGUCUAUAGUGAGACAGGUAGCAGUUAAUUUUUUUAAUGUGUCUCCCGUAUGUGUGUGUGCAUGUCUGGUGCCCUCAGAGGCCAGAAAAGGAAGGAACUGGAGUUAACAUCGAGUUUUGAGCUGGGAACUAAAACCGGAUCCUCUGGAAGACCAGUGAGUGCUCUUAACCGCGGAGCCAUCUCCCCAGUCUGAGAAACGUGGCAGUUUCUCACAUCAGGCUUCUGUGUGUUUUAGGAAACACCUCCCAACCCCCAUCUCUGAGGCCAUAAAAAUUCCUUUACAGUUUCUUCUAGAUCUAAAACUUUAAAAGUUUUGUUUCAUGUAUAUAAAAGUCCCACAUUCAAGCAUCUACUCUUCCUCCUCCUCCUCCCUGGCUGAGAAUCUCUUUUUCCCCCUUUCCCUUUACCCAUCUUCCUUCCAGACAAAGGUAAUACUGUGCUCACUCCCGGUCCUGGGUGGACCACUUGCUGGAGAUCCCGCCCGUUCUACAGGUUCCCGGGUCAUUCAGGAGUCUGACGGCAGGGGGCGCUGUAGGGAGGCGAGCCGGGCUCUCUGGCACGUCCUCUCGCCUCCCCCAGGGCUUCCGGCGCGCUCGUGGGCGCCAGCAUGGACCGUAACCCGUCGCCUCCGCCGCCUGGCUGUGAUCAGGAGAACGAGGAGGACCUGGCCGGCGGAGACUGCAUUGGGAGCACGGUCUACAGCAAGCACUGGCUCUUCGGCGUCCUCAGCGGGCUCAUCCAGAUUGUCACACCUGAAAGCGACAAGUCCAGCUCGGAUGAUGAUGAGCAACAGAUGGAACUUGCUGAAGACAUGGAGAAUGAAAUCUGCAGAGUCUGGGACAUGUCCAUGGAUGAGGAUGUGGCUUUAUUUCUCCAAGAAUUUAAGGCUCCUGACAUAUUCAUUGGCGUGCUGGCCAAAUCCAAGUGUCCCCGAUUAAGAGAAAUCUGUGUGGGAAUUUUAGGGAAUAUGGCUUGUUUCCAGGAGAUAUGCGUGUCCAUCAGCAGCUGUGAGGAUCGUGGGCAGGUGCUUCUGCAGUGUUUGUGCGACUCAGACCCACCCACUCUGCUAGAAACGAGCAGGUUGUUGCUUACUUGCCUUUCCCAGACCAAAGUGGCCAGUGUCUGGGUUGAAAGGAUCCGGGACCAUCCAUCUAUUUACCCUAGUGUUUGCUUCAUCAUGUCAAGUUCAACAAACGUUGACUUGCUGGUGAAGGUGGGGGAGGUCGUGGACAAGCUCUUUGACUUGGAUGAAAAGCUCAUGUUGGAGUGGAUUAGAAAUGGGACUACACGGCGUCCGGACCACCCCCAGGAGGACUCUGAAGAGCAGCCGGUGUUUUCGAUAGUACCCUGUGUACUGGAAGCUGCCAAGCAAGUGCGUUCUGAAACCCUGGAAGGGCUGGAUGUUUACAUGCACAUCUUACAGCUGCUUACCACAGUGGAUGAUGGAGUUCAAGCAAUCGUGCAGUGUCCUGAUACUGGAAAAGCCACGUGGGAUUUACUUUUUGACCUGGUGUGCCAUGAGUUCUGCCAAGCUGGUGACCCGCCCAUCAUACUGCAGGAGCAGAAGACCGUGCUAGCCUCUGUCUUCUCUGUGCUGUCUGCCAUCAGCGCUUCAUGGGCCGAACAGGAACGCCCGAAGAGAGAAGAAGUGGAUCUUCCUCUAAUUGACAGCCUAAUUCGGGUGUUACAAAAUAUGCAACAUUGUCAGGAGAAACCAGAGAACUCCACAGAAGAGCCUACAAACUGUGAUUCAAGCCAAGAUGACUUCCAUAUGAAGAUCCUGAAGGAUAUUUCAUGUGAAUUCCUUUCUAAUAUUUUUCAGGCAUUAACAAAGGAAACCGUGGCUCAGGGACUGAAGGAGGGCCAGUUAAGUAAAAAGAAAUGUUCCUGUGCAUUUCAGAGCCUCCUGCCCCUCUACAGCCCUGUGGUGGAAGGCUUCAUGGAAGUCCUGCGUGCGGUCGAUAAGGCUCUGGCUGAGGACCUGGAAGAAAGCUUCCCGAGGGUGAAGGCUCGGCCAAAGACUCAAGUUUGAGUCUCCGCUGUCCGAGGAAUAAACUAUGUUUUCUAUGGUUUGAA